AUGGGUUACCAAGUUAUCGAGUGGGAUCAAGGAUGGGACUACGUACAGCAGGGGAUCGCAAAGAUGAACAGGAUUAUACAAGGAUCAUCAGAACCUCAGUUCACCUCAGAAGAAUAUAUGAGCCUUUACACAACUAUCUAUAACAUGUCUAUUCAACAACCUCCUCAUAAUUAUUCUCAGCAGCUCUAUGAAAAGUAUCAGGAGACAAUUGAGGAGUACAUUUCUUCAACAGUGCUGCCGCCCCUAAUGGAGAAGCAUGAUGAGUUUAUGUUGCAGGAGUAUGUCAAAAAUUGGGUAAAUUAUAAAGUUAUGUUUAGGUGGCUCUCACACUUCUUUUGUUUUCUUUAUGACCAUGGCAUCACUCAGAAUCAGACAUCACUUCCUGGGCCGAAUGAAGUUGUGCUUAACUGCUUCCGUAAUUUGGUUUAUCAGAAGGUAAAUGCUAAUGUGAGAUAUUAUGUACUUGGACUUAUGCAUAAAGAACGCAAGGGAGAGAAAAUUGACAGAGAACUACUGAAGAAUGUGAUAAAUAUAUAUGUUGAAAUUGAAAUGGGAGAACUGGAUGCGUAUGAAAAGGACUUCGAAGAAUACAUGCUCAUUGAUACUCGCAAGUACUAUUUGCAUAAAGCAUCAAGUUGGAUUUUGGAGUACUCGUACGCAGAUUACAUGUUGAAGGUAGAGGAAUGCUUGAGAAGGGAGAGGGAUAGAGUUUCUUGUUACCUGCUUCCGAGCAGUCAGAAGAAGCUAAUGGAGACGGUGAAACAUUGCUUGGUGGUGGUUCAUGGAAAUCAACUGAUUCAGAAGAAGCAUUCUGUAUCUGGAUGUACUUUGCUCACGGUUGAAAAUCUGGAGGAGCUUUCUAGGAAAUUUAUUGCUAAUUUGGCAUUGGAACGGCAAGUCUCUGCUGAAGGUUCGCCCUUUGUUCAACAGGCAGAAGAUGUAGCAAUGAUUGAGGAUUGA
Pyrus x bretschneideri (Chinese white pear) is the source of this 960-nucleotide messenger RNA. RefSeq names its product cullin-1-like. Gene Ontology annotation, molecular function: ubiquitin protein ligase binding. NCBI's taxonomy places the organism in Eukaryota, Viridiplantae, Streptophyta, Magnoliopsida, Rosales, Rosaceae. The transcript has a single exon. Gene Ontology annotation, biological process: ubiquitin-dependent protein catabolic process; protein ubiquitination. The record is from RefSeq and is a predicted model, not a curated record. The coding region runs from base 1 to 960 and encodes 319 amino acids. Gene Ontology annotation, cellular component: cullin-RING ubiquitin ligase complex.